AUGCCUGAGGAGGACAUGAAGCUUAUUGGAACCAUAGGAUAUGCCAUGCCCCUCAGCAAACUCGAGACAGUAAUCCAGCCUUCACUGGUUGCUCACGCUAGAGAGCGAGGAAUCCAUCUUAUUCAAGUCCACAUCGAUGAGCCACUCGUUGAACAAGGCCCCUUCGACUGCCUUGUCCACAAGGUUUAUGGCGAUGACUGGAGUGCUCAGCUGGCUGAUUUCAAAGCUAAAUACCCCACGACUGUCAUCAUUGAUUCCCUUGCUGACAUUGAACAGCUCAACAACCGCGUUUCAAUGCUCGAACUGGUGAACCAUCUCCCUGUUUCUGUUGAACAAUCAGACACUGAAGCUUAUUCCAUUGGAAUACCUAAACAGGUGGAGAUUGUAGCAAACCAUGAUGCACCUGAAUCUUUGUUGACUAUAGAUGAGUUGACUUUUCCAGUCAUUGCCAAACCUCUGUCUGCUAAGUCCCAUGAGAUGUCCCUGGUGUUUAGCUUAAACGGCUUGAAGAAAGUGAAACCACCUAUCGUGCUGCAGGAGUUUGUAAACCAUGGAGGGGUCCUCUUCAAGGUCUAUGUGGCUGGAAACCAUGUCAAGUGCGUCAAGAAGAGGUCAUUGCCUGACUUUCAUGCUAAAUGUGAAGACCAUGAGGAUAUCAUGUCAAUUUCCCAAAUUUCAGGCUUUGCUGCUGGGGAAGAAGAUGCAUUCAUAAAAGAGGUCGAAAUGCCCUCCAUGAAAUUCAUUCACAGCAUGGCAAAAGGACUGAGAGAGGCUUCCAAGCUCCAUCUUUUUAAUUUUGACAUGAUUAGAGAUACAAGGGAAGGUAGCAGGUAUCUUAUUGUUGACAUCAAUUACUUCCCCGGUUAUGCUAAAGUGCCAGGAUUUGAGACCAUGUUGACUGACUUCUUUUGGGAUGUUAUCAACACAAGAAUGAAAGUGAUGCGGCUCCCACUAAUCAUGUGGGUAGUGGAAAAGAUGAAGGAGACAAAACAGGGUGUAGCUCAGAGGCUGCAAACCUAGACAAAGAUUUUUGCAAAGAAAAGAAAACUGUUUAAUUGUAGCGUAUAAAACCAUGUAACAGGUCCUUCAUUCAGGUUAACAGAACCAGAGAGUGAGAAAAAAAAAAAGGUUUUGAUAAUUACUAUAUGUGCCACAAAAACAAGUCAACUCAUGUACCCCUACAUCAAUUAAUGUCAUUUCGUUUUGCAAAAAUUACAUUUAGUUCA
This is a messenger RNA of Chenopodium quinoa (quinoa), 1226 nucleotides long. RefSeq names its product inositol-tetrakisphosphate 1-kinase 1-like. Lineage: Eukaryota; Viridiplantae; Streptophyta; Magnoliopsida; Caryophyllales; Amaranthaceae. Gene Ontology annotation, molecular function: inositol-1,3,4-trisphosphate 5-kinase activity; ATP binding; inositol-1,3,4-trisphosphate 6-kinase activity. Bases 1 to 1020 code for a protein of 339 amino acids. The record is from RefSeq and is a predicted model, not a curated record. Gene Ontology annotation, cellular component: cytoplasm. The transcript has 2 exons. Gene Ontology annotation, biological process: inositol trisphosphate metabolic process.